UCCCCUCUCUCGCUCUAGCCGUUUCCUGUACUCUACGGUGUGUGUCUUUUGCCCUGCUCGGUCGUUCUCUUUCUGGCAGCAGCGACUCUCCGUUGUCCGCUCGUUCUCGUGAGACUUUCCGUAUUUGAGUACGAGUUAUGGGGACAGUCGACUUCUUGAACGAGGACGAGGUGAAGGAAUUUCUGGACAAUAUCGGCGUGGAGUACCACUUCCAGUGUCACCGGGAGAAGGACCCUGAAGGUUGCCAGAGGCUAGCGGAUUACCUGGACAGCAUAAAGAAGAACUACGAGGGGGCUGCGCAGAUCCUAAAGAUGAACUGUGACCAGAACCAGCACAGCGAGAGCUGUUACAAACUGGGAGCGUACCACAUCACUGGUAAAGGUGGGCUUCCUCAGUGCCUGAAGACCGCCUAUUCCUACUUUGUGAAGUCCUGCGAGAAGGGAGGGAAGAAGUCCAGUGAUGCGUGCCACAAUGCGGCUCUCCUGGUGAUGGACGGACAGGCCGUCGAGGGCCAGUCUAACCCUCGGCUGGCACGGGACUACUACACCAAGGCAUGCCAGGGUGGCUUUGCUCCCAGCUGCUUCAACCUCAGUACGCUUUUCAUCCAGGGCACAGCGGGGCUGCAGAAAGACAUGGGGCUCGCCCUACGCUACGCCCUCCAGGCCUGUGACUUGGGGCACAUCUGGGGCUGCGCCAAUGCCAGUCGCAUGUAUCGACUUGGAGACGGGACAGCAAAAGAUGACGGGAAGGCGGAGGCCCUGAAGAAUCGAGCUAAAGAGCUCCACGGGCAGCAGAGUCAGACACAGUUGGCCUUUGGACAGUAGAGGAGGGCAGCGAGAUGGACGUGGCCUCGCGGGUUUCCUUAAACGCGUGGCUGGUACUGCCCAUUGGCUUUUGUGGGGGAGGUGGAGAGAGCGGGCACUACCACUACACAGUCUUGCUACGUGCCACCUGCAGGUGUCCACCUUGGGCUGCCUUGAAGGGUUUGUCUCUAAAGCUGACUGGAUUUGGACUGGCCACUACAGUGACAAAUGGCACUCCUCAGGUGGGCAUUAACGUGCUCCUGAUGUCACGGUUGCCAGGGCAAUCGUAGACUGGUGGGCCCUUUUGUAGUCCUUGACUUUUUUGAUUAAAAUCCUAUCCUGAGAAAAUGUUUUUAUUUAUGACUUGUACAGGAGACACUUAAGAAAAGUGGAAUGGAGAUUCUGAAAAACGUGCGAUGGCUUUAAACAAAAACCUGUUGUUAUGUCGUGAUUUGGUCAGGGGGUCUGAGACACGUGCUGAGGGGCACACUAAUGACAGAACAUCUGCCAUGAAGUACGAGAAGGUGACAAAACUGAGGAGUGCCAGCCCUGAGCACGUGACAAGAGACGGUGAGGGUCACACUGGUGCUGCACAAAGCCUGACCCUCUUGAGGGGGCCGCUGUACUGUGUUGGCGCAACAUGCGGAAGGAUCAACUCAGAAAUUCAUGAGUCACUGUGGGCAACUACUCACGUCUCGACCGUGCUUGCCUGCCGCCGCUUUAUGGAUGCCCGCUGUGUUGGCGUCAGGUACAAUGUCUCCCACCGCCAGUUAUGGUUUUGUCUCAGAGCUCAACCCAAAACAGAAGCUUCCAGAGAACUGGGACAGUUGGUGCGGUUCUGCUGCUCCCCUCAAGUGAGGAACCUGCCCAAAGUAGACCUUCGCUUCCUUUACACCUCAUUUCAAAAGUCAGACACAAGUUCAAAAUUACUGUCUGUUACACCUGCGUUGUUAUCUCUCUUUAAUUUAAUAUUGUUAUUAUCAGUAUGCUGCUGCUGGAGUGUGGGAAUUUAAUAAAGUAUAUCUAUCAGUCUUUA
Messenger RNA from Erpetoichthys calabaricus (reedfish), 1839 nucleotides. Its product is annotated as cytochrome c oxidase assembly factor 7. The record is from RefSeq and is a predicted model, not a curated record. The coding region runs from base 138 to 824 and encodes 228 amino acids. Gene Ontology annotation, cellular component: mitochondrial intermembrane space. The transcript is spliced from 3 exons. Gene Ontology annotation, molecular function: protein binding. Lineage: Eukaryota; Metazoa; Chordata; Cladistia; Polypteriformes; Polypteridae.